This is a messenger RNA of Caenorhabditis elegans, 276 nucleotides long. It is a transcript of the gene M163.22, whose product is annotated as Phosphatase PAP2 family protein. Lineage: Eukaryota; Metazoa; Nematoda; Chromadorea; Rhabditida; Rhabditidae. The record is from RefSeq and is marked reviewed. The transcript is spliced from 2 exons. The coding region runs from base 1 to 276 and encodes 91 amino acids.
AUGAAUCUUCGAAAAAAGAUCUCAGCAUUUCUCGAUGCUAUCAAAAACUGGGAGGACCCUGAUUUUUGCUUGCCAGAGGAUGAGAUGGGAGGUUUUCAGUACUUUUUUCUUCACUCCGAGACAGUUGAUGGCAUCUUCAUCCCGUUGCUCGGCGGGCUCAUUGCGUUGGCCUUCCGCCUUCCUGUAAACAUCAAAACUCUGAUCCUCAUGCGACUGUUUUCGGUUUUCACCAUCACGAUGGCAAUUCUCCGACUCUGCUAUUUCCUGUAUUGUUGA